AUGGCACCACUCCACAAUGUUAAGCAGCUGGAGGUUUGUGAAGUCUCUCCUCCACCCGGAUCCAUCGCCGACGCCACUCUCCCUAUCACCUUCUUCGACGUCCUCUUCCUACAAUUGCCUCCGGUCCAACGCCUCUUUUUCUACCAAUUCCCACAAACCACCACCACAACCCACUUCGUUAACACUCUCCUUCCCAAAUUCAAACACUCCCUCUCCCUCUCUCUUCGUCUCUUCUUCCCUCUCGCUGGCCAUCUGACCUGCUCUCCCAACGGUAGCGAACACCAGAUACGCUAUGUCAAUGGCGACUCAGUCUCAUUCACCAUUGCAGAGUCCGACGCCGAUUUCCACCGACUCAUGUCCAACCACCCAAAAGAAGUAGCGGAAUUACGUCCACUCGUUCCUCAGUUGCCCGUUUCCGACCCUAACCAACCCCUACUAGCCUUGCAAGUCACCAUAUUUCCCAACUCUGGCAUCUGUAUCGGAACCUGCAUACACCACGCAGUCGCAGAUGGGAACAGCUCCAUGCAUUUCAUGAAAUCUUGGGCGUCGAUUUUCCGGUCCGGAGAUGAGUCAUUAAUCACGUCGCGGCCGUUCUAUGACAGGUCCGUAGUUGCAUAUCUCGACGGGCUCAAGAGACUGCGAUUAGACCAGAUGGCUAAUACCCAACUCCACCAGAUCGCAGAUAACAUGAAACCUCGAGCAACCCCAGUCCUAGCCACGUUUGUCAUGGGGCCAGCAGACAUCGACAACCUAAGGGAGCGGGUCUUAGCCCGACGGUGCGACGACAACCAGAAACCAAUACACUGCUCAUCGUUCGUGCUAACAUGCGCAUAUGUGUGGGUUUGCUUCAUCAGGUUAUCUGGGGAUAAUGACAGGGACAAAGACGUCCAUUUCGUCUUGACGGUGGACUGCCGAGCUCGGCUGGACCCGCCGAUACCCGCUACGUAUUUCGGGAACUGUAUCAGUUCUUGUAUAUGCCAUGUGAAGGGGAGCGACUUAGCGACGGAAGACGGAGUGGAACCCGCGUCGGAGGCCAUCGGGAGAGUAAUCCAAGCGUUGGAUGGCGGGGUCUUGAAUGGCGCGGAGACUUUUAUACCGGCGGUCGUUUCUAUGGCAGCUUCAGGGGAGCGCAUUUUAACGAUUGCUGGGUCACCCAGGUUUCGGGUCUAUGAUACGGAUUUCGGAUUUGGAAGGCCUGUAAAGGUGGAAGUGUUUUCCAUUGAAGGAAUGUCCGGUAUAUCUCUUGCGGAGAGUAGAAAUGAGGAACGAGGGAUCGAGGUUGGUGUGGUGCUGCCCAAAGGCGAAAUGGACCGUUUUGCUUCUCUGUUUGAGGAAGGUCUGAAAAGUCUCCGUAGCUGA
Messenger RNA from Magnolia sinica, 1359 nucleotides. RefSeq names its product phenolic glucoside malonyltransferase 2-like. The coding region runs from base 1 to 1359 and encodes 452 amino acids. The record is from RefSeq and is a predicted model, not a curated record. The transcript has a single exon. NCBI's taxonomy places the organism in Eukaryota, Viridiplantae, Streptophyta, Magnoliopsida, Magnoliales, Magnoliaceae.